Molecule: messenger RNA, 764 nt
Organism: Phyllostomus hastatus (greater spear-nosed bat)
Lineage: Eukaryota; Metazoa; Chordata; Mammalia; Chiroptera; Phyllostomidae
Product: carcinoembryonic antigen-related cell adhesion molecule 21-like
Exons: 3
Coding region: 64-762 (232 amino acids)
Biological process (GO): regulation of immune system process; signal transduction
Cellular component (GO): cell surface; plasma membrane
Molecular function (GO): protein tyrosine kinase binding
Source: RefSeq, a predicted model, not a curated record
GUGAGACUAACAGAGCCUGCGACUGGUCUCAAAGAGGCAGCCACAGAGCAGACAGCAGACACCAUGGGAUCCCCUUCAGUCUCUACCCACAGAGGACUUGUCCUCUGGCAAGGGCUCCUGCUGGUUGUCUCAAUAUUAAACUACUGGUGCCCACCCACCACCGCCCAAUUUGCUGUUGUGCUGACCAAUGCUGCUGAAGGGACAAAUGUGAGCCUACAUCUCCACAAUACGCCUCCCGAUGUUUCAAGCUUUGUAUGGUACAGGGGAGAAGGGGCAAAGCCCUAUAACAAAAUUGCUACUUUUGAUGUAAACCAAAAAACACAUGUGAGAGGGCCUGCAUACACUGGGCAAGAAGAAAUACUCUAUGAUGGAUCAUUGAUGUUAACAAAUGUCACCCUGAAUGACACAGGAAACUACACUGUAGAGGUCUACCCGGGAGGCUCAGUGAGAGAAGUAAGGUUUGGACAGCUUCGUGUAUACGAGCUUGUGAAAAUACCCAUCCUUCUAGCCACCAACUUCACAAGCACAGAGGAGAAGGAUGUUGUGGUCUUUAUCUGUCACACAAAUGCAGUGUCCGUCCAGUGGUUGUUCAAUGGCAUGAAUCUGCAGCUCUCAGAGAGAAAGAAGCUGUCUGAGGACCACAGAAGCCUCACCAUAGACCCCAUCCAGAGGGAGGAUGUUGGUUACUACCGGUGUAGAGCCUCCAACCCCAUCAGUUAUGCUGAAAGCUGGGCCCUUGAGUUGCAAGUGCAACAUGACUGACC